AUGGCUCCCUAUGAGAUGUUGUAUAGUAGGAAGUGCAGAUCUCCAAUUCACUGGGAUAAAACUAGAGAAAGAAAAUAUUUAGGUCUAGAAUCAAUGCAAUGGACCAAUGAGGCUAUAGAAAAGAUCAAGGCCAGAAUACUUGCCUCUCAGAGUAGGCAAAAGAGUUAUGCAGAUUUGAAGCAUAGAAAUGUAGAAUUUCAAGUAGGAGAUCAUGUAUUCCUACGAGUGUCUCCAAUGAAGGGGAUUAAAUGUUUUGGGAAAAAGGGCAAGUUAUGCCUUAGGUUUACAGGGCAACUCGAGAUUCUCGAAAAGGUUGGAUUGGUAGCUUAUCGUAUAGCCAUGCCUCGAGCACUUUUAGCAGUCCAUAACGUAUUUCAUGUCCCUAUGUUACGGAAAUACGUUUUGGAUCCUAUUCAUGUGCUGAGUUAUGAAAACUUAGAACUUCACCCAGUUUUAUCACACGAAGAAAACCAGUUCAAAUUUUUAAUAGAAAAGAUAAAGUUCUCAAAAUAA
Molecule: messenger RNA, 513 nt
Organism: Cannabis sativa
Lineage: Eukaryota; Viridiplantae; Streptophyta; Magnoliopsida; Rosales; Cannabaceae
Exons: 1
Coding region: 1-513 (170 amino acids)
Source: RefSeq, a predicted model, not a curated record